This is a messenger RNA of Pseudophryne corroboree (corroboree frog), 3256 nucleotides long. Its product is annotated as NAD-dependent protein deacetylase sirtuin-3-like. Lineage: Eukaryota; Metazoa; Chordata; Amphibia; Anura; Myobatrachidae. The record is from RefSeq and is a predicted model, not a curated record. Gene Ontology annotation, molecular function: NAD+ binding; histone deacetylase activity, NAD-dependent. The coding region runs from base 349 to 1401 and encodes 350 amino acids. The transcript has 8 exons. Gene Ontology annotation, cellular component: nucleus.
GAAGUGCUGACAGUGACAGCCCAGCCAGCAUAGAACACAGGACACAGCACACUCUGAGCAGUAUAUUAUACUCUAGAACUCUUAUACAUUGUUACCCAGCAGUACCUGCCACAUGUAAUGCAGGCACUGUGACAUACACCACCCUGCAUGUAUACACACACACAGGGACAGCACAGAGCUUAUGUAUAUGGUUAUAUACCAGGACUCUGAUACAUAGUUACCCAGCAAUAACUGCAUAUAGCACCAUACACAUAUAAGACAGGCACAGUAACGUAGGAAUGACCAUACUACACACUGAGAAGGACAUAGGCAGUGGUUUGCGGUAUAGCUGAUUUGUAUACUUUACAGAUGUCUCAGUUAUGCGUUUCCUCUGUAAGGAGAACGGUUCUGGUGUCUGCACUCUCACAAUGGCUGACAGUGAGAAGUGUUCAUGUAAGCUCAUUUCAGCUGCUGCCCUAUGCUGGCAGGAGCGGUUUACCACCACUGUCCAGAUGCCUUCAAAAUGGACCACAUUCACAUCAUAGCUGGGUACGAGCUCAUAGGAGCACCUUUAACCACAGAGGAAGCGACAGCAAGGACAGUGAUCUCUCCCUCGCCACUGUGGCAGAUGGGAUAAAGGAGGGCUUGUACCGCCGUAUAUUAGUGAUGGUGGGCGCAGGUAUCAGUACAGACAGCGGGAUCCCAGAUUUCAGGUCUCCCUCUAGUGGCCUGUACAGUAAACUGCAAGAAUAUUCCCUACCAUACCCAGAAGCCAUAUUCGAUCUAAGCUACUUUUUGCGGGAGCCCCAUGCCUUCUUGCAACUUUGCCAAGAGCUCCUACCUGGGCGUCACCACCCUAAUCCAGCGCAUUACUUUCUGCGCCUCCUGAAUGACAAAAGGGUACUGUUACGUGUCUACACACAGAACAUUGAUGGAUUGGAGAGAGUGGCCGGUAUCCCAGUGGAAAAAUUGGUAGAAGCUCAUGGCUCAUUUUCAUCAUCCACGUGCACCAUGUGUCUUAAAGAGUACCCAGGAAAGACCUUCAGUGACGCUGUGUUGGAGUCCCAAGUUCCCCGCUGUUCAUCGUGUGGUGGCCUCAUCAAACCCGACAUUGUAUUCUUUGGAGAGCAACUACCUUCUCGCUUCCUCCUGCACCUGACUGAUUUCCCUCAGGCAGAUCUCCUGAUAGUGAUGGGCACCUCAUUAGAGGUGGAACCAUUUGCAAGCUUGGUAUAUACAGUUACUAGAUCCACGCCACGUGUCCUUAUCAAUCGAGACCCUGUAGGACCAUUCAUGAGCAACUCAGAUGGGCUCAAUGUUCUGGAACUAGGAGAGGUCACCAGUGCAGUGAAACGCUUUGUACAACUACUGGGAUGGGAGCAUGAAUUGGCAGAACUAGAGAGAAGUGACAAGGAACCUUGAAGUCACAUCAAAGACGAUCAUUAUGGUAGUGAGUCUGAAGCAUCUCGCUGGGAGGAAGAUGCUGCCACAUUAUCCAUUUUCUGUUUAGUGGUCAUCAUUUUUACUAUGACUAAGAUGGAGGUUGUAUGAGGCACAAGCAUUGUGGGCUUGAUUUUCAGGUGAAAGUAAAGUAAAAAUGAGCAAGUAGCUGUACACCUGGAAAAGCCAUGCUGCAUCCUAAGGGGGGAAACUACAGUUAUUGUUUUUUUGCAUGCAGGAUAAACACUGACUGCUUUUUCAUGUAGCCCACAAACGCUGCACAGCUAGUUUUUUACACUGCAAUAGAAAUUUAAAUUUAGACAUGCCUAAGGGGGUAAUUCAGACCUGAUCGUAGCAGCAAAUUUGUUAGCAGUUGGGCAAAACCAUGUGCCCUGCAGGGGGGCAGAUAUAACAUGUGCAGAGAGAGUUAGAUUAGGAUGGGGUGUGUUCAAACUGAAAUCUAAAUUGCAGUGUAAAAAUAAAGCAGGCAGUAUUUACCCUGCACAGAAACAAAAUAACCCACCCAAAUCUAACUCUCUGCAAAUGUUAUAUCUGCCCCCCCUGCAGUGCACAUGGGGGGUAAUUCCAAGUUGAUCGCAGCAGAAUUUUUUUUAGCAGUUGGGCAAAACCAUGUGCACUGCAGGGGAGGCAGAUAUAACAUGUGCAGAGAGAGUUAGAUUUGGGUGUGGUGUGUUCAAUCUGCAAUCUAAAUUGCAGUGUAAAAAUAAAGCAGCCAGUAUUUACCCUGCACAGAAACAAAAUAACCCACCCACAUCUAACUCUUUCUGCACAUAUUAUAUCUGCUUCCCCUGCAGUGCACAUGGUUUUGCCCAAUUGCUAAAAAAAUUCCUGCUGCGAUCAACUUGGAAUUACCCCCAUGGUUUUGCCCAUUUGCUAACAAACUUGCUGCUACGAUCAACUCAGAAUUACCCCCUAAAUCUCUCUGCCUCAAUUCCCCUGCAGUAUAACAUGGGGGCUAAAUCAGACCUGAUCGCUCACUAGGGUUUUUUUGCAGUCCUGCGUUCACAUAGUCGCCGCCCACUGGGGAGUGUAUUUUAGCUUUGCAAGUGUGCAAUCGCAUGUGCAGCCGAGCGGUACAAAAAGAUUUUGUGCAGUUUCUGAGUAGCUCAGGACUUACUUAGCCACUGCGAUCACUUCAGUCUGUCCAGGACCGGAAUUGAUGUCAGGAACCCUCCCUGCAAACACUUGGACACGCCUGCGUUUUUACAACCACUCCCAGAAAACUGUCAGUUGCCACCCACAAACGCCUUCUUCCUGUCAGCCUCCUUGUGAUCGCCCAUGCGAAUGGAUCCUUUGCACAAACCCAUCGCAGAGCAACAAACCACUUUGUACCCGUGCGAGGCGCCUGCGCAUUGCGGUGCAUACGCAUACGCAUGCGCAGUUCUGACCUGAUCGCAGCCAUGCAAAAAAACGCUAGCAAGCAAUCAGGUCUGAAUUACCCCCAUGGUUUUGCCAAGGUGUUAAGUUAUUUGCUCUGUUUUGCUUUACCCACACAUCAGAACCAGGCACUGUAUGGGGUAAAUUUACUAAGAUGGGAGUUCUAUUUAAAAUGGGAUGUUGCCUAUAGCAACCAGUCUGAUUACAGGUAUUAUCUUUUACAAGGGGCUAGAUAAAUGAGAAGUAGAAUCUGAUUGGUUGCUAUGGGCAGCAUCCCAUCUUAAGUAAAUUUACCCCUAUGUCUUUUGCACACAUAAAAUGAAAAGCAAUACUAUGUUUGCCGUUUAUAAUGGUAGAAAGGCAGAGUGAUACUAUAGAUUCAUACUGUGACGACUACUUACUGUAUUUAAAAAAAAUAAAAUGCAAGUUUUCUAACAAA